This is a messenger RNA of Oryza sativa Japonica Group (Japanese rice), 955 nucleotides long. RefSeq names its product pathogenesis-related protein PRB1-3. Gene Ontology annotation, cellular component: extracellular region. Lineage: Eukaryota; Viridiplantae; Streptophyta; Magnoliopsida; Poales; Poaceae. The record is from RefSeq and is a predicted model, not a curated record.
UGCAUGUAUUAAUCAUCACCUCUACUAGCUAGCUAUAGCUCUAGUUCUACUCUAAUUGCGCAGUCGAUCGAACGUACACUGCCAAUCAAAUCAACUGCGAGCUUGCAAUGGAGAGAGGAGCGAGCUUUGCAGUGGUGAUGGCGGCCAUGGCGGUGGUUCUGGCCACCACAUCGACGGCGCAGGCCCAGACCACGGCGACCGACAUCGUCAACAUCCACAACGCCGCCCGGAGCGCCGUCGGCGUCCCGGCGCUGUCGUGGGACGACAACCUGGCGGCGUACGCGCAGGGCUACGCGAACCAGCGCGCCGGCGACUGCGCGCUGCGGCACUCCGAUCGCAACAACUAUCAGUACGGCGAGAACCUGUCGUGGAACCCCUCCGUGCAGGCGUGGACGGCGGCGAGCUCCGUCGACCAGUGGGUGGCGGAGAAGGGCUCCUACGACUACGCCAGCAACAGCUGCGUCGGCGGCGCCAUGUGCGGCCACUACACGCAGGUCGUGUGGCGCGACACCACCGCCGUCGGAUGCGCCGCCGUCGCCUGCAACGCCAACCGAGGCGUCUUCUUCAUCUGCACCUACUUCCCCGCCGGCAACGUCCAAAACCAGAGGCCGUACUAGCUACCGUAUACGUAUACGUAUACGUACGUACGUAACGUAUAUGCUAUGGAAUAUAUUUUGCUACUACUCUAGUAUAUAUUGUACGUAUAAAUCUUUCUGCUCUCAGUAGAUAUAUAUGCGCAUAUAUGUACGAACUACUAUGUAUGUUCGUAUGUAUAUAUGUACGCACAUCGAUCUGCAUGCGUAUGCAUGAUCAGUGUGUUGGAUGCAAUAAGUACGUCAUGAUGCAGACGUAUUGAGUAUCUACAAAUACAGAUAUAUAUGUAUCCGGUGUGUAUUUUUAUUACAAAUUACUCCCUCCGUAUUUUAAUGUAUGACGCCAUUGAUUUUUCAACCAA